AGCACAGAUGAGUUAAUAUCCUUCUUGAUUAUUUGGCGACAUUGAUAUCGAAGAAGACCAGAUAGAGAUGGCGAGCGAAGAAGAGAGAGCAAUAGAGAGCCAGCUGGAGCUUCAGUUACAAGAGCAGGAAGAUUCACUUUCGGCCUUGAACGAUGCUCUCGCCUCAGACCCUUCCAAUCUCGAACUGCUCUCGGUUCAAGAGGAGCUUGUUCAGGCAAUUAAAGAUGCAAAGGAUGGACUUCUGCACCUAAAGCGUGCACGCUUACUGCGAGAAGUUGAUUCUGCACUACAUGAUUCAAAGCAUACUACUGAUGAUAUCAAGGUAGAGCCUCUUGAUCCAAAUGACUUCGAACCAGAAACAUUGGAAGAGCAAAGUUACUCUGUUGGAUCAAAGUGUAGAUUCCGUUACAAUGAUGGACGUUGGUAUAAUGGUAAAAUUAUUAAGUUGGAGGGUUCUAAUACUGCGAAGGUCUCUUUCCUCACCCCUACAUCAGAAAAUAUGCUG
Molecule: messenger RNA, 505 nt
Organism: Jatropha curcas
Lineage: Eukaryota; Viridiplantae; Streptophyta; Magnoliopsida; Malpighiales; Euphorbiaceae
Source: RefSeq, a predicted model, not a curated record